Cottoperca gobio is the source of this 2047-nucleotide messenger RNA. RefSeq names its product solute carrier family 6 member 14 (gene slc6a14). Gene Ontology annotation, cellular component: plasma membrane. The transcript is spliced from 15 exons. Gene Ontology annotation, biological process: beta-alanine transport; amino acid import across plasma membrane; (R)-carnitine transmembrane transport. Bases 1 to 1884 code for a protein of 627 amino acids. Lineage: Eukaryota; Metazoa; Chordata; Actinopteri; Perciformes; Bovichtidae. The record is from RefSeq and is a predicted model, not a curated record. Gene Ontology annotation, molecular function: beta-alanine transmembrane transporter activity; (R)-carnitine transmembrane transporter activity; neutral, basic amino acid:sodium:chloride symporter activity.
AUGAGGGAAUACAGCUGGAGCAGUUUCAAGAAUUUCAUUUCCAGAAAUCCUGCUGUUGUCGACCAGGAUCCACAUGUGGAUAAUGGGGAUGAGAAUACUGAGCGUGGGAACUGGGCCAGCAAGAGGGAGUACAUCCUCUCUACCAUCGGCUACGCUGUUGGACUUGGAAAUAUCUGGAGAUUUCCAUAUUUGGCCUACAAGAAUGGAGGUGGUGCCUUUCUUAUCCCCUACUUUGUGAUGUUGGUGGUGGCUGGAAUUCCUCUGUUCUUCCUGGAAAGCGCCUUUGGACAGUUUUGCAGCCAAGGUCCAAUCAACAUAUGGAGAUCAGUGCCAAUCCUGCAGGGUGUUGGCAUUGCCAUGGUUAUGGUGACUCUAAUAGUAUCAGUUUACUAUAACGUCAUCAUCGCCUACAGCCUGUACUACAUGUUCGCCUCCUUCCAGUCUCCUCUGCCGUGGUCCAGCUGUCUCAGUCUGGCUGACAGUAACUGCAGCAACACAUCUAUAGUGCACUGCAAUGUAAGUGGUGUUGUAUUGUCCAACUGGACUCAGGAAAACAGCACUUGUCCUUCAUCCGAUACGAGCCCGAGUGAGCAGUACUGGGACCGUGUGGCUCUGCAGAGAUCCAUCAGUAUGGAUGAAACAGGACCAGUAGUUUGGCACUUGGCCCUUUGUCUGCUGCUGAGCUCCACGAUUGUUGCUGCAGCGCUCAUCAGAGGCAUCAAGUCAUCAGGCAAAGUUGUGUAUUUCACAGCUACAUUUCCUUACGUGGUGAUUCUGAUCCUGCUGAUCAGAGGAGUGACACUAGAGGGAGCCAUAGAUGGGAUAGAGUUCUACAUCGGUUCACAAUCUAAUUUGACUAAACUCACAGAAGUAGAGGUUUGGAAAGAUGCAGCAACUCAGACCUUCUACUCUCUCUCGAUUGGCUGGGGCGGAGUCAUGACUCUUGCUUCCUAUAACAACUUCCACAACAAUAUGUUCAAGGAUGCGUUUGUUGUAACACUCACUAAUGCUGGUACCAGUGUGCUUGCGGGCUUUGCCAUAUUUUCAAUCUUGGGUCACAUGGCUCACAUCUACAAAAUCCCUAUUGGAGAAGUGGUGAAAGAGGGAUUUGGCCUGGCAUUCAUUGUAUAUCCAGAUGCUCUGUCUAAGCUCCCUAUUUCGCCUCUAUGGUCUGUUUUAUUCUUCUUCAUGCUUUUGACUGUCGGUCUGGACUCUCAGUUUGCAGGAAUAGAGGUGAUCACCACCUGCCUGCUUGAUGCCUUCCCUAAAAUCUUCAAAUCCAAACGAGUUUUAUUGACUUUAAUCAUAUCUUCCAUCCUCUACCUGCUGGGCCUACCAUGUGUCACAAGAGCAGGAAUAUACUGGGUGUCCCUAAUCGACCAUUUUGUUGCCAGCUGGGUGCUGCUAUUUUUGGCUCUCUUGGAGAUCAUUGGUGUCUGCUACAUAUAUGGGGGGAACCGUUUCAUUAAAGACAUUGAGAUGAUGAUUGGAAAAAAGAGUUUCAUUUUCUGGCUGUGGUGGAGAGCAUGUUGGUUCUUCAUCAGCCCGUGCGUCAUAGUGGUGAUCCUGAUCUGGUCUCUGAUGAAGUUUAAGCCACCCUCUUAUGGAGAAGCCCAGUUCCCCGUGUGGGGUUUGGCUCUGGGCUGGUGCAUGAUUGUAUUUAUCCUCCUCUGGGUCCCUGUUAUUGCGAUGUAUAAGCUGAUGAGAGCAGAGGGAAGCCCCUGGAAGCGUCUAAAGUCAUUGUGUUCUCCAGCUGAAGAAUGGCAUCCCUACCUGGACAUCCACCGAGGAGAACGCUACUCAGAAGAACGCUGCCGCCUCCGGAUGAGCCAUAAAACCAAACCAGAAGUAAAUGUGAAUGUAAUCUCGAGUUCAUGGCUCUGAUGUGUGUUUUUGUGUGUAGUUUUCUUGUUUGCAGCAGGGUAAUCUGUGAACACUUUAUACUGAAAGUUAAAGUUACAGGGAUUUAUGACCUCCAGUAGGCAGACAGUGACUCAAAUACAAAGCAUCCUGCUGGGGAAGGCAGCAUGCAACAAGCUUGUGUGAG